Messenger RNA from Talaromyces proteolyticus, 1102 nucleotides. RefSeq lists its product as uncharacterized. Gene Ontology annotation, biological process: mycotoxin biosynthetic process. NCBI's taxonomy places the organism in Eukaryota, Fungi, Ascomycota, Eurotiomycetes, Eurotiales, Trichocomaceae. The transcript has 4 exons. The coding region runs from base 158 to 1102 and encodes 314 amino acids. The record is from RefSeq and is a predicted model, not a curated record.
GGCCUCUCCUCUCAGUUGACGUGCGGCUACCCUUGACCUUGCUUUUGCCAUAGUCUCAACCACGUUACUUCCGUUUUUGCUUCAAAGACUUGUUCUCAGGUGCCUAUAGAUUUCACAAUUUUUCUUCUCAAUAUCAAUCCUUUUAUGUCCGGCAACCAUGCAGUUUGGACGUUCGAAGUAUUCGAGUCUAAGCGAUGAGGAAGAAAGCCAGUCUCUGACUGGAAAACGUCUCAAGGGCUCUGAGUUGCCGUGUGGCUGUUAUACUAGGAGAACAGGGAUACCUAUCAGGAAAAUUUGUGUUUCGGCCAUUGUCGUUGCCAACAUCUUGCUUUUUCUUUCCACCAUCGCAAUGACAUUUAUGUCUAAGGGAACUCUCUGCUCUGAGAAAGAGAUGAGCUCAUACUAUACUGAAUCGGAAUACCGGCACAAUUACACCAAUUACUGGUGGGAUAAUAAACCUUCCAUUUUCCAACAAAGGCCCUCACCUGAAGUUGACGAAGCUUGGGAAAGAUUGACUAGCACGGAAUCCAUCGCUCUGAACACAGAUGAAGUUCGCAAACUAGGGUAUGACCCGGAAACUGUGUGGCCAGCACCUGCAGAUGAAUUCGGGGAGGACGUAUUUCAUCAAAUGCACUGUCUGAACAUGCUCCGAAAAACAGCAUGGCCUGCAUAUUACGGAGAUAUGAGAGAGAAAACCAAACACACACCACUUAAAUGGGAAGAUCACAUGCUUCAUUGCACGUACGCCGUUCUGCGAAGUCUUAUGUGCCACGCAGAUGUAGAAGUUAUCGUCGGCCAGAAAUUCAAGGGAUGGCCUGGGCUUAACCUGAAUUUUGCCUCCACCAAAAAGUGUCGCAAUUUCCAGGAUAUUCUGGAAUGGAAGGAGGCCAAUACAAUCCACCAGAAGGCCCCAUGGUCGGAGUACCCUAAUAUACCAAUUAUAGAGCAGGAUCCUCAGGGAAUUUUGACCCCCUAUGGCAACCAUCUAGGACUGGAGGACUGGGCAGAAAGUCAAGGUAUUGAUUUAGAGAUGCCAUCAGAGUUGGCCUGGCAACCAAAGAAAAGCAACAACGAUCCCGAAGGUCAGAACAAAGAGGAGUAA